CCUCCCACCAAUAAUUUCUCAUCUUUCGUGAAGGCAGAUAAACGCCAUUUAUUUUAUGUUGAUAUUGUAAUAAACUGCUGUUAAGACGCUAUCGUAAAUUGUAGUUUUAAUUCACAAAUAAAAUGGUUGAUAAAAUUGAAAUGAGUUUAGACGAUAUUAUUAAAACAAAUCGGCAUCAAAGAGGACGAGGCGGCAGAAGAGGUGGACGAGGUCGCGGAGGAGGCAGUGGCGGACAACGCCGUGGUGGAAAUUUUAGAAAUUCUACUCGUUCAAGUGGUGGAAAUAUACAAAGAGGUCGCGGACGUGGUGGAAUAUCACGAAAUUACACGCGGGGAGAUGUUAACAGUGCAUGGAAGCAUGAUCUAUUUGAGGGCUACGGUCCCAGAAAAGUUGCAGCAGCUCGAGCAACUGUACAAGCGACAAUGGGACCUACAAAACUCAUGGUUUCUAAUCUAGAUUUUGGAGUUUCUGAUUCUGACAUACAAGAACUAUUUGCUGAAUUCGGACCACUAAAAAGUGCUGCAGUACACUAUGAUAGAUCUGGACGAUCUUUGGGAACAGCCGAUGUUAUAUUUGAAAGAAGAAGUGAUGCAAUCAAAGCAAUGAAACAGUACAAUGGCGUGCCUCUAGAUGGGAGAGCUAUGAAUAUACAACUUACAACAUCAGAAAUUCCUAGUCCUAUGAGACGAAGUGGAGGGAAUGACAGGAAGUUCCAAAGUAGGAGUCCUAGGGGAAAUAAAUCUCGAGUUCCCAGAGGAGCUCGAGGUGGUCGCAAUCAAAGGAAUUCAAGAAAACAACCCACAGCUGAAGAGUUGGAUGCAGAGUUAGAUGCUUAUACAAAAGAAAUGAAGUAACAUUCACUAAUUUGAGUUAUAUCAUUAGAAUCAGGGGUGACUCCUUUUAUAAGUUUUGUGUGAAACUUUAUUUUUUUUUAGGACUUUCUUCAUUAUACCAUCUGUAAAAUAACACCUUUAUUUUAUACUGAAUGUUUCUUUUAAAUUUAAAAUUUGACAGAGGGUAAUUAAUUAUGUAUAACUUGUUAAUUGUAAAUUUUAUUAUUAGGGUACAUGUAAGUUAAUUUAGAAAAUAGUUUGUAAUAAAUAAAUUAAAACAGUUUGUUGCUAUUUUAUUUCUUGAGCAAUUCAGUUUUUGAAGGCUAAUUUGAACAAGAAAAUAUUGUGUUAUUAUUUUUUGCUCAAAAAAAAUAAAGAAAAUUGAAACUAUGAGUUAAUAAAACAGAAAAAGAUCAAUUAUUGAAA
Molecule: messenger RNA, 1259 nt
Organism: Diorhabda sublineata
Lineage: Eukaryota; Metazoa; Arthropoda; Insecta; Coleoptera; Chrysomelidae
Gene: Ref1
Product: THO complex subunit 4
Exons: 3
Coding region: 123-854 (243 amino acids)
Biological process (GO): mRNA export from nucleus
Cellular component (GO): nucleus
Molecular function (GO): mRNA binding
Source: RefSeq, a predicted model, not a curated record